Effrenium voratum is the source of this 3808-nucleotide messenger RNA. Lineage: Eukaryota; Dinophyceae; Suessiales; Symbiodiniaceae. The record is from the annotation of a GenBank genome assembly.
AGGGCCCAAGGAGAGAGAAAGGCCACAGCCAUGGACGGGCCGACGGAGCCGGGAAGCGGGCAAGUGGGCUUGCCAGGGGGAAGCUCAGCGGCUGCCAGUGAGGUUCGAAGCCCGAUGGCUGCGGAGCAAGGCGCGCCAAUGGAGCAUGGAGAAGUUGAGGACUUCUCCCAGGAGCCACUCGCAGAGCGCCUCACGAGUAAAGACCUGGCCCGGCGCUGCUCGGGCUACGCGGAGGCCCAGGCCUCGAUGGCGGACGGCGAGGUGUGCCGAGUCUUCGCGGCUUCCGCCGAGCAGAGCCUGCAGGAGGCCCUGCCCAAGGGCCAGGAUGCGGGCCUGAAUGCAGCAGCGGCUUAUCUCCAGCACUGCCCUGGCAUUGCCGACAAGCCCAAGGAGCUGCUGCCAUGGGUGCGCAAGCUGGCUGACCACAAGGCCGUCGACAAGCCAAAGAUUCAGCAGCUGGCUCCAGUGAUUAUUCUGCUCAUCGCGGAGAUUGUCGAAUGCCCCCCGGUGUUGCAGGAGCUGACCGCUUGCCUCAGCGAAUUGGAGGCCUCCAAGAAAAAGAGUGUGGGGUUCGUGAAGAAGCAGGUGGCCUUCAUUGUCAAGGUGGUGGGCUGCCUCUUGGCGGAUUUCGGGGUAAAGAAGAUGCCGCCGAAGCUCGGGUACUUGAGCAUUGUGUUGAAGUACGUGGCAGACAGUGACCGCGGCAUACGCGAGGCAUGCUACGGUGUGCUAGUGGAGCUUGCGGCGUGGAUCGGAGACAUCUCUGAGCUCGUCAAGGAGAUGGAUGAGCCGCAGAAGAAGGAGGUGGCAAAGCGGCUGGAGGCCAAGGAAGAAAAGACGCAGCCGAAGCGUCUCUAUCGAGGUGAGGCGCCGCCGACCGCGACGGCGGCAAGUGCAGGCGAACUGUUCGACAAGGUGGAUCCUUUCAAAAAGCUUCCGAAAGGAUGGUGCAUGAGCGCUGUGAAUUCCAUGGAGAAGUGGAAAGAGAAGCUGCAGCAUUUGCAGGUCUUCUCCAGCCUCCUGGAGGGCCCGGCGGAGCAACACAUGCUGCAGGCGGACGCUCAGACUUUGCAGCCUCUGGCGGUGACGCUGCAGCGCCUGCUGAAGAGUGAAAGCAACAUCCCUGUGCUCACAGAAGUCGCAAAGUGCAUGGGCCUCUUGGCCCGGGGCCUGCGGCGGCACUUCGAGCGCUGCGCGCGGCAGCUGCUGCCCGUGGCCCUGGCGCGGAUCAACGACAAGAGCGUUUGGAAGCCCAACUGCCUCAUCGAGCGAGUGGAGCAGUUGUUGUGGUCGCUGCCUCUGGACGCCUUGCUGGAGGAGCUCACCGGCCACAUCUGCUCCAAAAGCCUUUUCGUGAAGAAGGAGGCGAUGAGCUUGCUGCUGCGUGCAUUGGAGCUGCCGCAGGUGCAGGACAUGUAUCCGGAUGCCCUGCAGCGGUUCUUUCCGACCUGUGCCAGCAUGGUGGUUCCUCUCAUCGACGACUCCGACAACACGGUGCGCCAGGAAGCUGCGAAGACACUCGCCAAGCUCGCCUCCAGCAACCAAGAUGCCGCCGACCAGCUCGUCGCAGCCCGGCUGCCGGCGCAUCGAAGGAACCUCUACGAGGAGGAGGUCAGAAAGCUUGGUGGGGCCUUUAUGGGCAAGGAUGCGGCGUCCCCGCCGGAGCUGCGGUCGGUACCUACGCCGCUCUCCCCAGCUACCACGCUGUCGCUUCGGGCCUCGCCGCUGAAGAAGCUGCAGGCGGUCACGGUGGAGCCGGAAAGGCCACUGAAGCCGCUGUGGCAGGCAGAAAGGCCAGCAUCAGCAGCCAGAGAGAGACCAGCAUCAGCAGCUAAAGAGAGGCCAGCAUCACCGGCCGCCAGAGAGAGGCCAGCAUCACCGGCUGCAGAAAGGCCAGCAUCAGCAGCCAGAGAGAGGCCAGCAUCACCGGCUGCAGAAAGGCCAGCAUUAGCAGCUGCUUCACACGCACCUCCCGUUGCCCCAGAGCCUUGUGAUGCGGAGACGCCGCUGAUCAAGCAGAUGGCGGAGGAGAUCAAGAAUCUGCGGUCCAAGGUGAAGCAGCUCGAGUUGGACCGGGGGCGGAAAGUGGAGAAGCCGGAGCCGGAGACACCGUCUCCAGGGCCCACGUUGGAAAUGAGCAGGUUGCGGGCGCCGGUGUUGAAGAUGGAGAGGGCGCCCUCAGCAGAGCGCCGCGACGAGACGCCCCGGCGGCUGGAGGCGCGCGAGGCGACCCCGCCGCGGCGCCGCGAGGCCACGCCAACCAGGAUGGACUUGCGGCGCAGAGGCGAUACGCCCACCAACCGGCCGGCGGUGUUGCGCCAGCCCAGCCCCUUGCGGCGUGAGCCCACCCCAACUCGGCGCCGGGAGCCUACUCCGACCCGGCAGCCGACGCCCACCCGGCAGCCAAUGCGUCAGUCGCGGCCGGCGUCGCCGCUGCGACGCGAAGCAACGCCCACCAGGAGGGAGAACCGGGAACCAACUCCGCGGCAUGGAGUUGAUUCAACGCCUACCAGGCGACGGCCUGCCACACCGCGCACUCCAGGCUAUGAGAGAAUGUGCCAGGACCAUUCGGGGGAAAACUCCAUGCUUUGUGAGAGCGUGGUGCCUUUCCAGAUCGGCCUGCCGCGGCUUUGCAAGCAGGUUCGGCAGCAGAAGGAGAGGAGCCAAUACUGGGGCCCCGAGCCCAUCCCCGGAGACCACCUCUCCGCGCUGCGGGAGCAAUGGCGCGUGAGCCUCGAGGAGUGGCUCUGGCGCCAGAUGUUCUCUGACCGCUUAGAGGAACAGCUGGCUGCCCUUCAGCACUGGCAGCAGCAGUCCGAUGGAUAUUUGGAGCUGAUCCUCGAAGCUGACGUGCUGGACAUGCUGAUGAAGUGGCUCACCUGGAUGUUCACCAACUCCAACACCAAGGUUUGGAAAUCCAUCUUGGACGUGCUGUUGGUGCUGCUGAGAAACCUGGAUAGUAUCGGGAUGCAGCUGACCGACCGCGAGACCCAAAUUCUGGUGCCCAACGUGGUGGAGCGCUCUGGGCACAACAUUCUUACAAUCCGUGAGAUGAUGCAGGACGUGUUGAGGCUUUGUGGGGCGGUGGCUCCCAGGGCGAAGGUCCUGCCGUUGCUGCUCCAUGGGCUGAGCUCCAAGAACAAGCGGUCCGCUGCUUGCAGCAUGCGAGCCAUUGGCGACCUCCUGGACCGGCCCACGGCGCUGUCACUUCUCAGGUCCCAGAAGGACAUGGGCCUGGUGAUGAAGCUCACCGUGGACAAGGAUCCGGACGUCCGGCGCUCCUCUGUGCAGACCCUGGCCAUGCUCUCGCUGCACCUGGAUGAGGCGACGUCUUCACCAAGCUCUGCCGUGGUCUUCCGCCACUCGCCAAAGGCCCUGUGCAGCAGGCGGCCUUCCGCCUCCAGGAGCCUUCAGAAGAUAGCAGAUGCUAGGUGAAGCCUCGCUGGCAUAGCUUUCAGGCCUGCGUUGACCAAAUUCGUUCCGGGUGGAACGGCCGUCUCACCGUUGCAUAUGGCCAGUUCGGAAUGCCCACUCGAGGCAGAGGUUGACACUGGCAGGUGUGAAGCCUUCGGGGCUGCGUUUUCAGCAGCACUCUGAAUUCAUCCGUAGAGUUGCACCUUACCGCGGGAGCAACUGCGGUUGCAGCGUUAUGCAGAAAACGGGGGGUUGAUGCCAUGCGCUGAACAGCUUUGGCCUUGGGCAAGCUGACGUGGCCCGCCUGCACCCUCCCUCUGAAACCCAAGCACACAUGCCUGCCGUGCGCAGAGCUUUCCCGCUCGCCCACCCGACACACCACACACGCGCAGCA